Molecule: messenger RNA, 1181 nt
Organism: Aegilops tauschii subsp. strangulata
Lineage: Eukaryota; Viridiplantae; Streptophyta; Magnoliopsida; Poales; Poaceae
Source: RefSeq, a predicted model, not a curated record
UGGGCCGGUCGCCUCGCUAGCAACGCGAGCAGGCGGGGCCACGCAGGCCACACGUCCUUGACUUGUCGAGCCCUGCUGCACCGCUUCACUUUUUUAUCCUCUUUCCUUUAUCCCGUCCGCUUCCAGUGCUUUCUUCCUCCUUCCAAAAAUGCAUCUCGCCUGAAACCAUCCAACGCCAUGGCCGUGGCCGAGCUGCCAUGCUUUACUUCCAGCUCAAGGUGCCACACCUAGCAACAAAUCAGGGGCCACACGGGCUGCAACCGGCGUUUGGCGGAGCUGCAAUCGUCUAUCUGGUCGAGCUGCAUCCAACGACGCCGGGCGGCGGCGACUGCAACCCGUGGAGCUCAGGAGCUGCAUACAACGGCGAGGAGGACUCCAAUCAGCUGCACCCCUCGACAGCGGAGUUGCAAUCAUGCACGUCGGAGCUACAACCGGCGUUUGGGGGAGCUACAAGGUUGGAUGUUGAGAUGUGAUUAUUUGCUGGAACUAGAGGUAUUUUUUGCUGGAACCAGAGCUGCAUCUGGCAAGACUUGGAACAACGACGAGAUGAGGAGGGCGCACGACGACUGCUACUUUCAAGCAGCGGAGAGAAGCGGGGAGCUGCGAGUCACGAUGAUGGCGGUGGCCGUGGUGGGGUGGGACGAGCUAGGUGCAAUGGCCAUGGAGGGGCUGCCGGAGAGGCGGGAUUCCUGCAGCUGCGCGGGUGGGGGCAGCGAUGCAAUGGAUUUCGGCGAUCUGGGCCGCAUCCUCUCCUUUUUUUUGUUUUUUCUCUCGUGCGUGUUCGAAUGCGAGAGUGGGGGACCAAACGCUCCUAAUCUGACGGUUGGCAAUCAGCGGAGCGGACGCACAGGAUGGGACCGGCCGAAAUUUUCGGCCGGUGCGCCGGCGCCUAUCACCGGCCAUGCUCUAAUCUUGUUAAAACUAGAGGAUCCAUUACUUAUACAACAGAGAGGUACACAUAUUUUGGGCCCUGAUAAGUGUCACAUGUGUGGCAUGAACACAUGGCAACUUUGAACGUUUUUUUGGGCAAAUUUAGCGAUGCGAGGAUGAUAAUUUUAGUUGUCAAGCGUGGCAACUUUUUUUCGGAUGACAAGUUUCAGCUUUUUUGGUUUGGUUAUUCUUUUGGGAUGGCAACUUUACUUGUAAAAAACAUCAAAGCCUGAACUGCUUUGUACCACACG